Messenger RNA from Brachypodium distachyon (stiff brome), 2388 nucleotides. RefSeq names its product retinol dehydrogenase 13. The transcript is spliced from 9 exons. The record is from RefSeq and is a predicted model, not a curated record. The coding region runs from base 1060 to 2133 and encodes 357 amino acids. NCBI's taxonomy places the organism in Eukaryota, Viridiplantae, Streptophyta, Magnoliopsida, Poales, Poaceae.
AUCAGGGGUCAAUCCAAAUUAGCAACACCUGAGGCCAUCUGCCUCUGGAAUGCGUAUCUGUGGCUGUGCAUCUUCUCAGUUCUUAAGUCGCGAAAUCAAAAUUAAUAACUCUUCUGACAGCAGCUCAUAAUUUUGUUUCCCUGAUCUGAGUUGAGAAGAUCCGGAAGGAAGGAAGGGGGGAGAAACUAGGCAUUGCGCCUCUCACCUGGGAGCUUGGGCACGGGUUAGUGCCCAUUGCAGACGACGACGGUGCCGAACGCAUCCACGGCCACCUCGCCGUCCUCCCCGUCGCCCCAAGACACUUUCCACCUCUCCUCCUCCUCCACUUCUUCUUCCCCGCCGUGACUGCGGCCGGCGAUGAGGGGCACACACAACACCUCGAUGCAGAGUCUAACACGCGGUGCGGCCUCCUCCUAGCAGGCGGACCCAUACGGCGACUUCCGGACAACAUGGAUAUGGGGGAGAUGGUGUCCGCGCUGCUGUCCUCUUGCUGCUGCUCCGAGAGGGCGUUGACCAGAUUAGGAGCACGACGCCGCUCUCGUGGUGAUGGAUCCCACGUCCUUGGAGCUUGGAGGCCGAAGAGGAGACGGUGCCGGUGGCGUUGGAGCCUCGAUCCGGUGGAAGCGGUGGCCCUAGUGCUCGAAUCCGAGGGGUACAGAACUUAAGCAGGCCCAAAAUAGGAGAAUGGUGCCCGGGGAAAGAGAACGGGGCAGGGGAGCGAGAGAGCAAAUCUGAGGAGGAAGAGAUGGGGUACGAGCAACGGAGGAAAAGAGGAUAUCGGGAAUGAAGAGAUGAGAUCGGGGAGCCACGAAUUGGCGCCGCCGUGUAAGACAUGCCCCACGUAGAUUGAUCGUUCAAUCUAUUUUGACCGGAGCAGCACGAUGCCCAGAGGAAUACCUCCGAUCCAAUCAACGGCACACAAGCUGAAAAAAAAAACGACUUGUAAUUUGCGAAACGUUCCAGGGACCAAAUCGAGCUUUCGUGGGUUCGGUCAGUACAUACUUCUCGGGAGGGUUGACGCCGCCGCCGCCUUGCAAGACCCACCGCUUCAGCUUCACCAUGGACCGCGAGGCGCUGCGCAUGGUGUGCUCGCCCGAGUUCUGGCGCAUGGGCGUCCUCUGGACCCUCUCCCUCCUCUACUCCUACCUCCUCCUCUUCCUCCGUGGCCGGACCGACACCCCUCGCCGCCGUCGACCGAGACCCCACGCUGGCGGCGGCCGUCCCAUCUGUGUCGUCACCGGGGCGACGUCGGGGCUGGGCAAGGCGGCCGCGGCGGCUCUGGCACGGGAGGGCUACCACGUCGUGCUCGCUGGUCGCUCUACACAGUUGCUAUCUGAGACUGCUCGAGAAAUUCGGAGGCAACAACCAUAUGCCUGCCUUGAAGAGUUUCAAAUCGACUUAUCAUCCUACAAGUCAAUAAAGAAGUUUGAAACUGCGCUGAAACAGUGGCUUUGGGAUUCAGAUUUGAAGCCUUCCAUUCAACUUUUGAUAAAUAAUGCUGGGAUGCUGGCAAAAUCGCAGCGAGUUACCGAAGAUGGGCAUGAUGAAACAAUGCAGACAAACUACAUUGGUCCAUUUAUCCUUACGAACAUUCUUUUACCGCUGCUGAAGAACAGUCCAAUACCUUCCCGAGUAGUUAAUCUAACAUCAUUCACACACAGAUGUGUGUCAGAAAUUGACGUGUCAGAGGAAGAGUUGCGAGGAGUGAAGUUUGGUCAAUGUUUAGUGAGGGGAACUUACCCCUUAGCUUCAAUUUAUGAGUAUACCAAGUUUUGUUUACUGAUGUUCUCAUAUGAACUUCAUCGACAACUUCACAUCUCUUCUGGUCUCUCUGUCAUGGCUGCUGACCCGGGUGUGGUAGAAACACGCAUCAUGCGGGAGCUCCCUCCAUGCCUUUCCCGGUUCGCGCUCUUCGUUCUGCGCUUCAUGAAUCUCCUACAGCAGCCGGAUACUGGGGUUGAUGCUAUCCUUGACGCUGCGUUGGCGCUGCCUGAAGCAUCUGGGAAGUAUUUCUUUGGUGGGAAAGGAAAGACCGUCAGGUCUUCUGUGCUGUCCUAUGACGUGGAGGUGGCCAAGAAGCUGUGGGCAGAAUCUUCGGCGUUGCUCCGGGACUAUGAACUGAAAACUAAUUAAACUAACUUGUAAAUCUGAUAUCAUUAAAAGUAGAUGAAUUCCAAUUGAAAGUUAACCCAAGUAUGAUCCCUUUAGGUAUACCAAUGCCACAAGAUGAGUAAAUUUCAUAAAACCACUACUCUAGGAGAGUUCGCAUCAGUUUGCCACUGUUUUAGAGGUAAUUAUUUUCACUUUGCCAAAUCAAGCCGAUUAGCCCAUUUAACAGUAAAACUGACAUAUUGGGGCCACAUGGAAGAUCCAUGUUUUUUUUCCAAA